GGUAAAGCGAGGGACAGGCUUUCCUGUUUCAGAAAGGCAUAGAUAGAACACAACUGAAAAGGACCAAACUGUAGACGCGUGUUUUGAGCAAAUGUCAAUAAUACAUCGAUGAUAUUACUGUAUUAAACUGAGAGUGAGUGAGACUAAACAGAGUUCGCUCACCAUGAGUAACUACAAGCCUGGAGCGUACGGCCGUAACUACAACUACAACUACUCCUCGGCUCCUCCGCGACCGGCGGCCGUCCAGCCGCCGCCGCCGGGCGCCCAGAAGAGCAAGCAUGGCUACAGCACCAUGUCAUCCAUUGCCAGCGGCGCGCUGGCCACCUACAACUUCAACGCGCCCAAACGCAAAAUACGUACCGAGGAGGAGUAUUUCGACUCUGACGGCGAGGGUGAGGAGGGCCAGUCGAGCGCCGGCAUGGCGUACAUCCCGGCGCCGGGCAGCCCCUCCGCCUCUGACCGGAGGCGGGCGGGAGGCGGGUCCGCCUCCGCUGCCAAGGAGGACUCGGAUUCGGAGGAGGACACACUAGACGCGUUCAUGGCGUCCAUAGAACAGCAGGCCGGUAAAGGCAAGGGCGGAAAGGCAAGUGCCAAGAAACCGCCGGCGAAGGGGGUCCGAGACGACAUCGAGGGGGAGGACGACCACGAGUCGUUCUUCAGGUACAUGGAAGAGAACCCGAACGCGGGCACCCACAACGACGAAUCGGACCAGGAGAUUGAGUAUGACGCCGAGGGCAACCCCAUCGUGCCUGUCAAAUCCAAGUACAUCGACCCGCUGCCUCCGAUCGACCACACUCAACUCAAGUACGAGGACUUUGUCAAAAACUUCUACAUCGAGCCGGAUGACAUCGGCGCCCUGUCCUUGCUGGAAAUCGACCAGCUCAGGCACAAGCUGGGGAUCAAGGUGUCUGGCCCCCUGCCGGCGCGACCGGUCACAUCGUUCGCCCAUUUCGGUUUCGACGAGAGUCUGAUGAAAGCGAUCAGGAAGAUGGAGUACACCCAGCCGACUCCGAUCCAGAGCCAGGCGGUGCCUGUGGCGCUCGGCGGCAGGGAUGUCAUCGGUAUCGCUAAGACGGGCUCUGGUAAAACAGCCGCCUUCCUGUGGCCGAUGCUGGUACACAUCAUGGACCAGCCGGAGCUGCGGCCAGGGGACGGACCCAUCGGUCUGGUACUGGCACCCACCAGGGAGCUGUCACAGCAGAUCUACUCGGAAGCGAAGCGGUUCGGCAAGGUGUACAACAUCCACGUGGUAUGCUGCUACGGCGGCGGCUCCAAGUGGGAGCAGUCCAAGGCACUGGAGGCGGGCGCCGAGAUUGUCGUCGCCACGCCAGGUCGGAUGAUCGACAUGAUCAAGAUGAAGGCGACCAACCUGCUGCGCGUCACCUACCUAGUCAUGGAUGAGGCCGACAAAAUGUUCAACAUGGGCUUCGAGCCACAGGUGCGCUCCAUCUGCGACCACGUGCGGCCCGACCGGCAGACCCUCCUCUUCAGUGCCACGUUCAAGAAACGCGUCGAACGGCUGGCGAGAGACGUGCUCACCGACCCCGUGCGCAUCGUGCAGGUACUAUAA
Amphibalanus amphitrite is the source of this 1570-nucleotide messenger RNA. Its product is annotated as ATP-dependent RNA helicase DDX42-like. NCBI's taxonomy places the organism in Eukaryota, Metazoa, Arthropoda, Thecostraca, Balanomorpha, Balanidae. The transcript is spliced from 12 exons. Gene Ontology annotation, molecular function: RNA helicase activity; ATP binding; nucleic acid binding. The record is from RefSeq and is a predicted model, not a curated record. Bases 164 to 1570 code for a protein of 468 amino acids.